This is a messenger RNA of Guyanagaster necrorhizus, 717 nucleotides long. Its product is annotated as cysteine proteinase. NCBI's taxonomy places the organism in Eukaryota, Fungi, Basidiomycota, Agaricomycetes, Agaricales, Physalacriaceae. The transcript is spliced from 3 exons. Bases 280 to 717 code for a protein of 145 amino acids. Gene Ontology annotation, biological process: protein deubiquitination; ubiquitin-dependent protein catabolic process. The record is from RefSeq and is a predicted model, not a curated record. Gene Ontology annotation, cellular component: cytoplasm. Gene Ontology annotation, molecular function: cysteine-type deubiquitinase activity.
CUUUGCUUACCACCAGGAUAUCAUACAGAGAUUCUUUACUGAUGAACCACACUGAAGCAUUACCCUCCCCUUGAGUCUGACCCAGAAAUAUUCAACGAGCUCCUCCGCCGCCUCGGCGUCAACAACAGCAUCAAAUUCAUCGACAUCUUCUCCCUGGACAUAGACCCUGACGUUCCCCGGCCACCAUUAGCGCUCAUUUUUAUAUGCCCAUGCGGCCUGCCACCAUGACCAGGCGAAGAAGUAUUGGAACGCAUAGCAAAAGGUCCCUUUGAUUCAAGGAUGUUUUGGGUGCCGCAGUCAAUUCGCCAUGUCUGUGGGCUGUACGCGCUAUUGCACUCUGUCUGUAACGGUGACGCGAGGAAGCACAUCCUGCCAAACACACCUCUCUCGCGCCUACUCGAAAAGACAUCCACCUUGACUUCAAGUCCUGAGCUGGCUCGCGUCUUGGAGGAUGACAGUGACAUUGAAGAGGCGCACUGCUCGAUUGGGAGACGAGGGAACACGCCGAUACCAGAUGUUUCUGAGCAAAGAACGGGAAAACGCAUCGUCUACGACAAAGUGCUCACACCAGACCAGGACUCGCUCAGCGAGCCAGUCCUCGACCUUAUCCGUGGGUACAUCAAGGACCUGAGCGCCGAUGGGAACCUCGAGUUCAGUUUGAUGGCUUUGGUAGAGGACAAUUCUAUGCUAGAGUGUAUUGGUACUGAUGUACAUUAA